GUAUCAGCCGGGCGGAUCAUCCAGUUCUGGUGUGUCACGAUGAUGUUUCUUAUUUACAGCGCUUGUGUAUAUCGUCGGAAUCGGGUUGACCGGGUGACCAUGAACCCGCUGGUGUAUAUGUAGCCCAAACCAUAUGUUCGCUGCUUCAAUCCUACUCCCUCAACCAUCCUGACCGAGCCCCGAAUCCAUCAUGUUCUUUCGCCUCCGUCGCUUCGGGCUUCUCCAUCGCCCUCGUUCACCUACCGCCUGCAUUAGUCCCAUUUCAUAUUCCUUCGCUUCCCCUUCUCACCUCAAUUUCUCCGGCAAGUUCCGUAUAUGCUCGCGUCCUCUUCAUCAAUCGUCUGCUGCUCUGAAGCUGUCCCCUUUCAAGCUGCACGAUAUCGGCGAAGGUAUUACAGAAGUCGAAAUUCUCAAAUGGCACGUUACAGAUGGUCAAGCCGUUGAGGAGUUUGAUGCUCUCUGUGAAGUCCAAAGCGAUAAGAGUGUGGUUGAACUGACUUCUCACGCGAAAGGCAUAGUCAGGGAUAUCAAAACUGACCCGGGGCAUAUGGUCAAGGUUGGUACAGUGCUUUGCGUGAUCGAGACGGACGAGCCUAGUGAGGACGCUGCAGAAGACGAUCUACAAGCCCCGCCUCAAUUGGACAAUGCCCAAGACAGUGUUGAAGAUAAUACCAAAUCACCGACACUAGGAGUGCAACCGCAGAAGCUUUCAGGCCAGGACGAAAUCAGAGCGCAUGAAAGCGCAACUGUUGCGCAAGCAGAAGAUCUGAGCGAGGAGCUUGAACGAGCCUCUGAGCGUGAAUCUCCUCCUCCUACCCCUUCAGCAUCCCGACGAAAGCAUCCGCUGGCUGACGCAGACAAAGACGAAGACGACCGUUUCUCGGAAACAGAGACCCUAUUCCGAGCACAUGAUGCCUCCAUGGACGCUUCGGGCCCAACUAAAUUAUCUGGCGAAGCUGCCAUUUUACCAAGUGCUUCACGCCGGGAGCCUGAGCAAUAUACAGGCCCUGUACCGGAACGGCGUUCUCAACCUGUGGGAGAUCGUGAAAGGGCAGUUAUCAAAGCGGCCCCUGCCGUGCGCACACUUGCUCUCAGACUCGGGAUAGACCUUUCCCAAGUGACACCAUCGGGCGAAGGUGGGAGAGUCGUUAGGGAGGAUGUCUUUUCGGCUGCCAAUACCACCGCUGGUGUAGAAAAUCAGUCGGCACAAGUGAAGAAAUAUAACACACAAGCUACUAGUAAUAAAUCAGAGGUAAUUGAGCAGGAGACCACACGAGUAGAGUUUGGACGAACCAGGAAGGUCAUGUUUAAAGCUCUGAGCGAACAAGCCAAAAUCCCCCAUUUUGGCUAUUCGCACACUCUAGAUCUCACUGCCCUUAUUCCCUACCUCAAAAGCAAACCCUUUUCGCCCUCCAAACCAUCAUAUACGGCUUCUGAUAUCCCUUCCUCCCUCAUUCACGAAGACGAAGCUAUCCCCGAGGUUGGCAAGAAUGCGAAACCGACUCUCCUGACAUUCCUGAUCAAAACCAUCCUUCUGGCAUUGGAAGAGCAUCCCAUCAUGCGUUCUCGUGUCAAACAUGGUACCGAUGGGACUGAGAAGUGGUUGGAAGUUAGUAGACAUGGAAUUAUCGGGGUAGCCGUAUCAGACCCAAAAUAUGGCCUUCUCACCCCUUCUCUGCCCCCUCUUAACCCCUCUACCCCCAUCCCGAUCCUCACCAACCAUUUAACCCACCUCCGCCAAACUGCCCACCGACCUUCUUCCCAGGAAGGAGCGCAUCUCACCGUCUCCUCGGUCGGUGGGUUGGGCGAGUGUAGCGGUGCAUCCCCUAUAUUACCCCCUGGCGGAGGUCUGGCCAUCUGCGCGGUUGGAAGGGCGAAAUGGGAGGUAGAGUGGGUUAAGAAAGAGGGUGGGAAAGUCUUUGAUUUGGGAGUGGAGGAUGUGAAGAGUGCAGGUUUGAAGGCCGUUUUGAGGGUCCCAGUAGGAUGGAGUGCAGACCAUAGAGUUCUCGAGGGCGCAGAACUAAUCAGUUUUACAGAGACCUGGAAGAAAUACAUUGAAGAGCCAUGGAGGUGGAUGAAAUUCAGUGGAUGAGUUGAGAAGUCUUGUAUUUGUUGACUGUGCG
Molecule: messenger RNA, 2123 nt
Organism: Cryptococcus deneoformans JEC21
Lineage: Eukaryota; Fungi; Basidiomycota; Tremellomycetes; Tremellales; Cryptococcaceae
Product: tricarboxylic acid cycle-related protein, putative
Exons: 5
Coding region: 191-2092 (633 amino acids)
Cellular component (GO): cytoplasm; mitochondrion
Molecular function (GO): acetyltransferase activity; lipoic acid binding
Source: RefSeq, a predicted model, not a curated record